AUGAAUUCCAACAAACACGAACCGCUUUUGAUAGAGCCAUCUCCAGAUGCAUCCAGCUCCGAAGCAUCACUUGGUUUUGAGCAGGUCAAGAACAAAGCCCUAGCUACGGACAAACUGAACAAGCCACCUAGAAAACGCUCUCGCAUUGCGUGUACGUGGUGUCGAGAUCGAAAAGUCCGCUGCGAUGCCUCUAGCCACGGUACGCCAUGCACGAACUGCGAGCUCGACCAGCAGGAGUGUGUGGUGCAUUCCGCCUCACAGAGCAAAAACAUCCGCGCGAAAAAGCCGGCUUCACGCCACCAGCCCUAUCCAUCGCCCACCACACCAAGGACAGGCAAGCCCUCUGUAUUUCAACCCUCAGAAGCCUCAUCACGCAGCCCACUCAUCUCCCAUCUAUGGAACGAAGGAGCAGUCGACAAAACGCCCUGGAGGACCCCUCCGCACCCGAGCUCGUCUUCCUCAUCGGCAUCAUCAUCCACUACCCAGCUUAGCACCGUAUCAGACGUCUUCUACUCCUUCCACCCAUUCCUGACGCUCCCUGGUCUAUCAGAUAUCCCCCAAGAGGACAUCCAGUAUCUCACUAUAAAGGGCUGCUUCCGUGUCCCUAGUGGAGCAGUAUUGGACGAGUUUAUCCGGGGGUACUUCCUCUACGUGCACCCCUGUCUGCCGAUUAUCAAUGAGGCAGAGUUCUGGCAGAUAUACUACCGCCAGUCUUUCCCGGAUGACAAUGACGGGAAUAGCGGCGUGAGUCUGUUCACGUUCCAGGCGAUGUUGUUUGCCAGUUCUGCGUUUGUUUCUGCAAAGACAAUCCAAUCAGCAGGAUUCCCAGACACGCGAACAGCGCGCAACGCAUUCUACACCCGCGCUAAACUCCUCUACGACCUAGGCUGCGAGAAAUCACCCCUAUCCACAGCCCAAGGAUCCCUCCUCCUAACGCACCAAUCCUCCUCCUCAGACCUCCACGCCGGCUCUCUCUGGCUCAGCAUCGCAAUCCAAAGCGCCAUCGUCUACAACGCGCUGCACCCGGCGUCAACCGACAUCACCAAGAAACGCAUUUGGUCGUGUAUCUUGCUGCGGGAUCGGAUAAUGGCACUUGGUUUAAGACGCCAUCCGCGGAUUACGCCGCAGACGCUAGAUCUUGAACCUGGCCUUACGGGGGCGGGUGUAGUCUGUGGGGGUGUGCUUGCGGAGAAUGAUCUCGAGGAUGAGAUUUCUGGAUCGGAGGUUUAUGAUCCUGACACGAAGAGAUUGCUUGUCAAAGUCGUGGGGGUGCAGUGCGAGUUGGCGGCUUGUUUGGGGGACGUGCUUGGGGUUGUACAUUCUUCUGCCUCUCCUGCGAAAAUUGCAGAUGGGUUGGGUGGAGAUAUAAAGGGGACUCAGACACGGGGACAAACACAAAAGGAAGUACCAUGUGUCAAGGAACAGGUCGCAAAGUGCAAAGCCAGCCUCCUUCGGUGGUCGACAAGCGCAAAGGCUGCACUGGGGGCAGUCGUGAACUCGCAUAUGACACAUGAAUCUGUCGGCUUGUUCUUCGGGUUGACGUUCUUCUACUACCACGCGGCCCGUCUAGCCCUCUGCAACUUCGAAGCCCUAAGCAUCCAACUAAACAAAGAUUCGAACACAGCAAACACCACAAAACCAGACCAAGAACAAAUCCAAGAUAAACUCGAAGACGCCACAGGCUGUAUAACAGACACAAUCAAGCGAUUCCUCGCACAGGGCGUCGCCCACAAUCUCCCUAUAAGCGCUGUCCCCCUAAUAGCACACCCGCUCCUCCUCAGCGCCCUCGACGUAAAACUCUCCUCGACAAAAUCCCAAUCUGCCACCCGGAAGCGCCGGUUCCGGUACUACGCCAACCUGAUGCAGGUCUUCCAGCAGCGGUAUGAUGGCACAGACACCGUUGCGGCGUUUAUUCAGCAGACGUUGCAGUUGGCGGGCUAUUUACUCACCCGGCUGCAGGAACAGACGCGCGGACGCUCGUCUAACAGUGAUCAUUCUGAAACUGGGUCCCGGGCAUCUUCGAAAUGCAGUAGCUGGUCUGAACUCUUUGUGGAGUCUCCGAAGCUGUAUUUGAGGCUUUUGUUUGCGCUGGAUUAUGCUAUUGCCCGGGGAUAUUUCCCGUCUUAUGGAGAGGUGCAGAGGGGUUUGGGUGGCGAGGAUAUCGAUAUCCACCUAAGAGAGGAUGGCACUGGAGAGACCGAAACUGUGUCAAUGCCUGUUUGCAGUUCUGAGGGCUUUUCAGGGUUGGGGAUAACAGAGCCGACAUCUUCGCCGUAUAUGGACCUUGCUUCAGGAUCUGGGCUAGGCGGACAAAUGGCGAUGAACCUGGCGAAUGUAUACACCUUGCUUGAUUCUGAGCAGCAGCAGCAGUCUCUGAAGAUCUCAUCUGCAGAACCAUAUACAGACCCAGACUACGAGAGACAAGUGUUUGAUCCCCUGGUGCUCCCACCCUACAAUCCCAUGCUGGACGCGGAGUACGCAUACCCAGGGCAUGUCCUGUUCACGCAUCAGAACUACGCAUAUGGGAUGUAUCAGCAACAUGAGAAUGGGGGUCCCGACAUUCUGCAUCUGGGGAGCUCGUCGUCGGAAUCAUAUUCCGAUAUCGUGGCUGUCCCUGUGGGUGGUGGGGAGGGGGAUUGUGUGAAUAGGUAA
Aspergillus puulaauensis is the source of this 2652-nucleotide messenger RNA. Its product is annotated as Zn(II)2Cys6 transcription factor. The coding region runs from base 1 to 2652 and encodes 883 amino acids. Gene Ontology annotation, biological process: regulation of DNA-templated transcription; DNA-templated transcription. Gene Ontology annotation, molecular function: zinc ion binding; DNA-binding transcription factor activity, RNA polymerase II-specific; DNA binding. Lineage: Eukaryota; Fungi; Ascomycota; Eurotiomycetes; Eurotiales; Aspergillaceae. The transcript is spliced from 6 exons. The record is from RefSeq and is a predicted model, not a curated record.